This is a messenger RNA of Prorocentrum cordatum, 1277 nucleotides long. Lineage: Eukaryota; Dinophyceae; Prorocentrales; Prorocentraceae. The record is from the annotation of a GenBank genome assembly.
CACUUUCGAUGCCCAGCGGUACCCAUAGCAGCUAGUGAUGAGCGGCGCGCUGUGGGAGCACAGGAUCAAACUGCGGGGCCCGCGACGCGCAGGGGGGAGGGGGAGGACGAGUACUCCCUGCGUCCCCCAGGGGGGGGGCGGCGGAACCUCACCGACCGCUCCCAGCUACUUCGUGGGCAUCGCCUUCUUGACUAUCGGUGGUCGAGGAAGGGUCUCUCGUCGAGUGCAUGUUUCUGUACCUUGUGGCCAGCGUGCUGAUGGUACUGUUCGUAUGGCUUGUAAUUCAGUGCUGGGUGGCGAGUUGCUACCCACCUGUGCAGCCGCUUGGUGAUUGUCCCUGCCGCAGCUGGCCAGACGUGUCUGUGUUGCAGAGGGCAUGGAGGAGGACAUCUCGACAGUGGCCGGCGAGACGGUCUUCGAGUCGGUGGUUCGCUUCGAAUGCCAGAGCAGUCUCAGGCGCCCCGUCUGCCGUCGUUGGGUGCCUGGCCGUUGGGGCCCUCUCGGCUCUGGCGAACGGGGGAGGGCGUCCCCUCGGCCCGUCCGCGGCGUCGGCCCUAAGGGCGUAGCUCCUGUUUGGUGCUUGGGCCGUGGGGCUCCGCCAGGUGCUGCGCUGAGGGGUGCAGCCUUAAGCCCCAUUUAAAUGUAGCCACGGGCUAACCAAGGUGGGUGGUCGUCGCUCACGUUUUGCCGUCAUGGACUGGGCCUUCCGUGUCGUGUUCGUGGAGAUGGCUGUUCUAUGCGGGCAUGGGAAGCCCGUGUCAAACAUGUACUGGGACUUCCAGGCGAGGGUCGUGGAGGUGCUGUGUCUGCCGGGCAUGGGAGGCCCAGAGUCUUCAGGCAUGUCUGGCCCUUCGAUGGCCUGCUCGCCGCGGCUUUUUGCCGAUGGCGGGCUUGGCACCCCCUGUGCUGUUGUUCUGUGCUGGGUCUUCUCGCCUGUGCUCGUGGAGGUGCUCUUUUUUCUGUGGGCAUGGGAAGCCCAGUCUCACUCAACAUGUACCGGGUCUUCGGCGUUGUGCUCGUGGAGGUGGUUAGUUCUGCGGGCAUGGGAAGCCCAGUUCAUCAAACAUGUGCUGGGUCUUCGGCCUGGUGCCCGAGGAGGUGGUCUGUCUCUUGGGCAUGGAGGAGCUCUUCAUGGAGGAGCUCAAACAUGGAGGAGCUCUUCAUGGACGAGUCGCUGGGCUGAGCUGCGCCCGCCGCCGCUGCGGCGCGGGAGCUGAACAUGAACUGGCGGCGUCCGAGUGCCCCCGCACUCGGCCGCCCACGAUGGAAAUCUGGAA